Messenger RNA from Danio aesculapii, 1450 nucleotides. RefSeq names its product mitochondrial ribosomal protein S9 (gene mrps9). Bases 36 to 1193 code for a protein of 385 amino acids. Gene Ontology annotation, cellular component: mitochondrial small ribosomal subunit; ribosome. NCBI's taxonomy places the organism in Eukaryota, Metazoa, Chordata, Actinopteri, Cypriniformes, Danionidae. Gene Ontology annotation, biological process: translation. Gene Ontology annotation, molecular function: RNA binding; structural constituent of ribosome. The transcript is spliced from 11 exons. The record is from RefSeq and is a predicted model, not a curated record.
CUACUUCCUGCCUAAGCCCCAGUCGUCUAGCAAACAUGGCUGCCUCCAGUAGCCGAUGUGUGAGGUUGAUUUUAUGGAAGUAUGGGAGUUGCGGGAAGAAUUUCUGCUUGUCCCGAUCAAGGACAACUUCACAGUUGCCGGUCAGACAGAUUUGUGUGUCAUCGUCUUUGUGGAAGAAGAACCUGGCAGCUGCAGGACCACAGAAAUUCACACAGGAGUUCAUCGACAAACAGGUGGAGGAGUUCGAAAUUGGCAAACGCCACUUGGCAAACAUGAUGGGGGAGGAUCCAGAAACAUUUACACAGGAAGAUGUUGAUAGAAGUAUUGCAUAUCUCUUCCCGUCUGGACUCUUCGAGAAGCAUGCAAGACCUGUUAUGAAGCACCCAGAGCAAAUAUUCCCAAAACAGAAAGCUGUCCAGUGGGAUGCAGAAGGGCGACCUUUUCACUUCCUGUUCUACACAGGGAAGCAGUCCUACUAUUCUCUUAUGCAUGAUGUGUAUGACAAGAUGUUGGUGGUGGAGAAGCAUCAGGAUAAGAUGAGAAAUAAAGGCCUCUUUAUGGCAGACACAAAGCAAAUAUCUCUGAGUGGGAGCAGAUGGCUGUUAAAAGAGGAAAUGGAGGAGAUCCUGGUAGAGAACAUUUCAGAUCAAGACUAUUUGCGGUUUAUCCAGCUGGCGGAGAGGUUGCUGUCCAUGCCGUACUGCUCUCUGGAGGAGGAGUUCAUCCUGAAGUUCCGCAAACCGUUGGAGGUUCAGUCCAGAAAUCAGGAGAUCCCUGUGCUGCAGCACGACGCACGCGGAGUUGCUUUCAGCGUUGCAGAUGGCAGGAGGAAGUCUGCCAAAGCCAGAAUCACCCUCAUAGACAGCGGCUCCGGUAACAUCACAAUCAACGGCACAAACUACCUGCGCUACUUUCCUGUACUACAAGACAGGGAGCAGCUGAUGUUUCCUCUGCACUUUGUAGGGUUGCUCGGCCGCUUUGACAUUGAGGGCAGCGUGGAGGGCAGUGGUCGCUCGUCUCAGGCUGGUGCCGUGCGAUUGGCCAUCUCACGGGCACUGCUCAGCUUUGUGUCUGAGGGAGAGGUGGAGAAGAUGAGGCAAGCCGGUUUGCUGACCGCAGACCCCAGGAUCAAGGAGAGGAAGAAGCCUGGACAGGAAAAAGCUCGCAAGAAGUUCACUUGGAAAAAGCGCUGAACAGGAAAUUGUCAGUACAAGCACCACAACUUUAUUGAUUACUGGAUUAUUGGCUUAUGCUCUGGACAACCAUACACUGCUGAUCUCAAACACAAAUUAGCUGCACUGCAUCAGUUCAAUAAACAUUGUUCUCUAUUGGUUGAUGCAAUCAGGCAUUGAGUUAAAAGGAAACCCUCUUUGUUUGUGUUAAAGUGUAUAGUAAUGCCGGUUUGAAAAUGUUAAUAUGAACAUCUUUCAAUAAACACUUGUUUUUCAUA